CCAUGACGUCAUUCACUGUGCCGGUCGGUACUUUCUCCCCUCGAAAGCCUCUUUCUCUGUGCCUCAUCCCUCCGGGGAAACAAAAAUCUGGGAGUGGCAGGAAGGAGGAGAGCCAGAGGACGAAGAGGAAAGCAGAAGGUGAAGCAGCUAAAUAUUGACGUCGCAUCAUCACUGCGUUUACGACAGCAGCAUGGCCGAGGGCACGGUGUCUAUGGCAGAAGUGGAGACGUCCUUCCAGAAGUUUGCAGUCCAUGGAGACACCAAAGCAACCGGGAAGGAGAUGAAUGGGAAGAACUUUGCCAAGAUGUGCAAAGACUGUCACAUUAUAGACGGCAAGAACGUCACCACUACGGAUGUCGACAUAGUUUUCAGCAAAGUCAAGGCAAAGUCCGCUCGUGUCAUCACGUUUGAGCAGUUCAACCAGGCCCUGACAGAGCUGGCUCCAAAGCGGUUCAAAGGGAAAGGCAAAGAGGAGGCCGUUCAGCAGAUCUACGGUCUCAUUGCUGGGAAGGAUCCAGCCAACGCCGGAGUCACUAAAGUUGCGAAAGCAGCAGCAGUGGACAGACUGACUGACUCGUCCAAGUACACCGGCUCACACAAGGAGCGCUUCGACGACUCGGGCAAAGGGAAAGGAAAGUCCGGGCGAGAGGACAUUCCAGACACCAGUGGAUAUGUGUCCGCCUACAAGGGUAGUGGCACUUAUGAGGAAAAAGUUAAAAAUCCAUAAUCAAGUAAAACAAACAAACAAAAAAUUACAUAACCAAUGCACUGGGCAGUUUUGAGAACAAUAAAAUGAGCUAAAACAGCAAUUUCAUGGUGCACGACAUCUAAAGAUAUCAUAAUGUAUAUUGCUGAAUGUUAUUUAGCAGGAACCAAAGGAAGAAUGCUUGCUUUCUAGAGCAGUUCUGCUUUACUUUAAUUGUGCCUCACUAUAGUUGCAGUCUCCACUGUAAAGGCUUUGAGACAUUGUGCUGUUUUACUUAAGCUGUAUUGACUCAAUGUCAAUGAAUUGUUAGUUUCGAGAAGCUAUACUACUGAGAGCCACUUUUUAUUUGCUACCGUUUAUAUUCCCAUUAUGACAAUAGCAAAAUAAUAAAUGACAUUGUCUUUCAGGUUGCACUGACAUGAAAAAAAACAAACUGCAUUAAACUUUACAGAUGAAGUCGUGGCAACUUA
Messenger RNA from Xiphophorus hellerii (green swordtail), 1176 nucleotides. RefSeq names its product tubulin polymerization-promoting protein family member 2 (gene tppp2). The transcript is spliced from 4 exons. The coding region runs from base 191 to 727 and encodes 178 amino acids. NCBI's taxonomy places the organism in Eukaryota, Metazoa, Chordata, Actinopteri, Cyprinodontiformes, Poeciliidae. The record is from RefSeq and is a predicted model, not a curated record. Gene Ontology annotation, biological process: microtubule bundle formation; positive regulation of protein polymerization; microtubule polymerization. Gene Ontology annotation, molecular function: tubulin binding; heme binding; electron transfer activity. Gene Ontology annotation, cellular component: microtubule.